GACAAUAGAAAAGCAAAAAUAUGUUGAAAAUUCGUAGUGGCAUUGCCAUAGCUCACAUGCAAAACGCGGUCGUACCGCUCUGUGGCCAACGGCGUCGGCAGACCACAGCUGCUGCAGCUCUACCACGAGACGAUGCAGAAUGGCAGCAGGCGCGUCCCUUCAAACAAGUUCCUCGGCCCAAUAUGAUGUCUCUGAUACCCAAUAUGUUCAUGCCAGGUGGAAAAUAUAAGAACAUGGACCUCGGUCAGUUGAUCAUGGCCAUGCGAGAGGAUUAUGGCAAUAUUUACUGUGUGCCUAGCGUAAUGGGAGCACCGCCUAUCUUAACUACACACAAUCCCAAGGAUUUCGAGGUUGUCUUCCGGAACGAGGGCACGUGGCCAAAUCGACCUGUUUUAGAAACUGUGUUGUACCACCGUCAGACGCAUAGAAAGGAUUACUUCCAGGGUGUCGAGGGUGUCGCGCCUACCCAAGGAAAGGCAUGGGGCGACUUUCGAUCGACUGUUAAUCCAGUCCUCAUGCAGCCGAAGAGUAUGAGGAUUCACUACAAGAAAGUGUCGCAGGUCAAUCAGGAAUUUGUGCAGCGCAUCAAAGCCAUCCGGAAUGCCAGCACUCUGGAGGUUCCUGACGACUUCAUCGACACCAUUAAUCGUUGGACUCUCGAGUCAGUCUCCGUCGUGGCACUGGACAAGCAGUUGGGACUGCUCAAGGAGUCGGGCAACGAAAUCGAGGCCUCAAAGCUCUUCCAUCUCUUUGAAGAUUUCUUUAAAGUAUCUGCGGAUCUAGAGCUGAAGCCCUCCGCCUGGCGUUACUUUAAAACACCCAAACUGAUGAAGAUGAUGAGCAUUCUCGACUCCAUUCUGGACAUAAUAUCCGUAUAUGUUAAUGAAGCAUUAGAGCGUCUGGAGAAGGAGGCUAAGCAGGGUGUUGUCCGUCCUGAGAAUGAGCAGAGUGUUCUCGAAAAGCUGCUCAAGGUCGACAAGAAGGUGGCCACGGUUAUGGCAAUGGAUAUGCUAAUGGCCGGAGUGGAUACCACCUCUAGCACUUUCACAGCCGCCUUGCUCUGCCUGGCCAAGAAUCCAGAGAAGCAGACCAAACUCCGAGAGGAGAUAAUGAAGGUUCUGCCCCAGAAAGAUUCUGAGUGCACGGAGGAGUCCAUGAAUAACGUACCAUACCUGCGUGCCUGCAUCAAGGAGUCGCAUCGGGUGUACCCUCUCAUUGUCAUGAACGCAAGAGUUCUCAAUCGGGACAGUGUGCUGAGUGGCUACCAAGUGCCAGCCGGCACCAGUAUCUCGAUGGUUCCCCUGAGCUUGCUAUCAAGCGAAGAACACUUCCCCCAGGCUGAUAAGUUCCUGCCAGAACGGUGGAUGCGUAACGCCGCAGACUCCUCCGGACAGUGCCCGGCGAAUGCUUUAAAGCUGAAGAAUCCUUUUGUAUUUCUUCCCUUCGGGUUUGGCCCCCGGAUGUGCGUGGGAAAACGCAUCGUGGACAUGGAACUAGAGCUGGGUAUAGCCCGACUAAUUCGGAACUUCAACAUCGAGUUCAAUCACCCCACGGAGAACGCCUUCCGCUCUGAUCUUAUCAGCUUUCCCAACAUACCGCUCAAGUUCAAGUUUACUGACUUACCCAACUGAAUCAUUGUUAACAUAAUGUGUAUUCGGGGUAUUUUGUGAUAAAA
This is a messenger RNA of Drosophila subobscura, 1675 nucleotides long. Its product is annotated as probable cytochrome P450 12a4, mitochondrial. Gene Ontology annotation, molecular function: monooxygenase activity; heme binding; iron ion binding. Lineage: Eukaryota; Metazoa; Arthropoda; Insecta; Diptera; Drosophilidae. The record is from RefSeq and is a predicted model, not a curated record. Bases 21 to 1631 code for a protein of 536 amino acids. The transcript has 5 exons.